Molecule: messenger RNA, 1553 nt
Organism: Oppiella nova
Lineage: Eukaryota; Metazoa; Arthropoda; Arachnida; Sarcoptiformes; Oppiidae
Source: the annotation of a GenBank genome assembly
CACACACUAGACACAGGGCUUUCAACAAGUUUUCAAUCUGUUUUCUCAUUCAUCACAAACAAAUUGAGUUCAAUUAUUACUACAAUGAAUGUUCAAUGAAAUAUUAAUUUAAAAUAAUUCAUAGUUUGUUGACUAAUAUGAAGUGCGAAGCGAAACAGAUAUCAGAUUUAGUGGGAGAAUGGGGUAUAUGGCAGAGGAAUCUCACCAUUUUUGUCUUCAUCUUGACCGCACUUAAUGCUUAUAAUGAUUUAAGUUAUACUUUCCAUACAUAUGAAGUGGACUAUUGGUGUAAAGAUGUUCCCAACGAUUAUAUGUAUGACUUAGUGUGUGAUCGGUCUAACUAUGCUUCCCUCAGCCAAUCCCUUUAUAUGUUUGGAUUCUUAAUAACUGGAUUAAUAUUGUCUCAAUUUGCCGAUAAAUAUGGCAGAAAGCCAUUGGUUUGGGUAUCGUUUAUAAUAGAAAUAAUAGCUCUAACAUCGAGUGCCCUUUCGGUUAAUAUAACUCAGUAUUCAAUUUCUCGACUAUUUGUCGGGCUAUCAAUGUACGGAUGUUCCGGUGCGAUGUGCACCUCUCUCUUGGAGAGUUGUGGACCAAAACAUAGGUCUGAUAUCUACAUGCUUUCUGGAAUUGGUUGGGUUUUGGGCUGUGUAGUCAUUCCCGGAACUGCCUUUUGGUUUAGAGAUUUUCGAUAUAUGAAUUGGAUUGCAUUACUGCCCAUUGGAUUCUUAAUGGUUUGGUUUUAUUUCAUACCGGAGUCUCCCCGUUGGCUCAUCACCAAUGGCCGCAUAUCUGAGGGCAAAGAGGUCCUGAGGAAUAUUAUCAAGCAAAAUGGAUUAAGCGAUCAAGACUUUGAUGAAAAAUUUGCUGAAUUCACCAAACAUUUACUGAGAAAUGAAGAGUCGGAAAAGUCUGCCAAAACAUAUACAGUCUUAGACUUAUUGAAGACAUCAAAUCUCCGUAAAUAUACGCUUAUAUUCUGGUUCUCGUGGAUUGUCGUCGGUUUGGUUUAUUACGGCUUUAGUCUAAAUAUGGAUGAAUUUGGGGGCAAUUUUUAUAUAACAUUCCUAUUGUCAGGAGUGGUUGAAUUGCCCUCAGCUUUCAUCUCAAUCACUGCUCUCAGAUAUAUAGGCCGAAGAACAGCGUUGAUUAUAUUCCUCGUAAUAAUAGCCGUGUCUUCGUUGGCUAUAAUCCCGACCACUGACUCCACAUUGAAAGUGACGUUUGCAUUGAUCGGCAAGUUUGCUGUCGGAGCUCUUUGGUGGAUAUAUGAGGUCUAUGUUCCAGAAGUAUAUCCAACUGUACUCAGAAAUACCGGAGCUGGCACUUCAUCAUCAUUUAGUAGAGUAGGAUCGAUGGCCUCCCCAUUCAUGAAAAAUUUGGCUGCGAUUACAAGUCUGACAUUUGUGAUGACAUUCUAUGCAAUCAUUUCACUAUUUAUCGCAGUUUUGGCCUUAUUUUUACCCGAAACUAAAGGUAUUGAAAUCCCCGACACAUUAGACGAAGUGGAGACACAAAAGACACAAAAAUGAGUUUUUCAAUUAAUUUGUUUUGAC